Molecule: messenger RNA, 1662 nt
Organism: Cinara cedri
Lineage: Eukaryota; Metazoa; Arthropoda; Insecta; Hemiptera; Aphididae
Source: the annotation of a GenBank genome assembly
AUGUGUAUCGGAAUUAUACGUCUUCAGCAACGGCUACGGUGGAUUCGCCGGGUCAAAUGUUAUCGAUUAGAUAUAUUAGAUAAAUGUCGAAUACGAACGUGAUUUUCCAAUGCAUUUUCAGGUGUGGAUCAUGUACAACACGGAGGCUCCGUAUUCGACGAAAACCGUGAAACACGAGGAUCGCGACGCGUUCAACUGGACCGCCAAUUAUCGUUGGGACAGCGACAUACCGAUUCCUUACGGAUACUACUCGAAAUACAGCGAAUCGCCGGCGGGCUUGAAAAAUGUGCACGUUAAUCAUGCGGAAGGCAAGACGAAAAAAGUCGCGAUGUUCGUGUCGAACUGUCACGCGCACAGCGGCCGUCUUCAAUACGCCCGCGAACUUUCCGAACACAUUGCGGUCGACAUAUACGGCAGAUGCGGUACGAUGACGUGUUCGAUAACGGACGAAUCCGCGUGUUUCGACAUGUUGGCCAGAGACUAUAAAUUCUAUUUGUCGUUCGAAAAUUCGCUGUGCCAUUAUUACAUAACGGAAAAACUUUUUAGGAACGCGUUACAGUGAGUGUAUUGUUUUAGAUUCUGCCGAGUGUAUGUUUAGUUAACGGUGUAGGUAGCGCCGAUGUCGUUCACAGUGUGCGCCGUCCUCGUAUUGCGAACGGCAAAUUCACUACUGCCGGUUAUGGUUGUUCGAUUAUCAAACGUGUAUGGACAUCAUCUUAGGUGCUUUUACGAGAGUUGUACGAAAUAUCAAAGCUAAUAAUGCCUACGAUAACGCCAGUUUAGAAUUGAAAUUUCGAAAAAAUAACGCAAACGUCGCACAGACAAUGCUCAUAACGUUAUGUUUGACGAUAGGUCAAUUCGUUCUAAUAUUGAAAUGCACAACGCAACGUUGUCCUUGCUGGCCGAAAAAUUACUAUACCGUAUGUUUGUGAGACGGAGAAGGGAACAUUAUGUCUUAUGUGUUUUAUCGUAAAUAAUUUCCAUUCGUGUUUCGUCUUCGUCGCCUACAGUACACCAUAAUACACCCAUGUACGAUUCCUAUGUAAAACACUUCGAAUUUAGAUUCCAAUAACCUAUGAAACUAUAUAUUGGUUUUAUUAAAAUGUGUUUUUUUCUUUCGGUUCAUAAAAACGUUCCGAAUUGUUCACGCUUAGUGUUAAAUUCAGGUAUACGUCAGGUGGGGCAAUAUCCCCUCCUGGUACUUUGUGCGUUCCCCCUGUUAAAUGUAGGUAAUUUUACUCAAAUUGGACUGGUCUUAGUUAGUGCGUAGAUAAGUAAAAAAAUAGGAAUUAUUUCGAUUAAUAGUUUCCAUGCCGUCAAAUCAUUAAAUUAUAAAAUACUAUUCUAAGGAACAACGUGUUGCCGAUCGUUAUGGGACCGGGCCGGGCCGAUUACGAAAUGGUGGCACCGAAAAAUUCGUUCUUGCACGUCGACGAUUUCGGUUCACCGAAAGAGUUGGCCGAAUAUCUGCACGUACUCGAUCAAAGCCCAAGCAUGUACAACGAAUUUUUCCAGUGGAAAAACAACGGAUCGAUCACCACGGACACGAGGUUUUAUUGCCGACUUUGCGCGAUGUUACACGAUGAGCAACGGCCCCGAAAACACUACGAAAAUUUCCCCGAAUGGUGGGAUGGUUUAGGAGUCUGUCAAAAAAAAUAUUAA